AUGUUUCAAAACUACAGUGUUACCACCACCACCACCACCACCACCACCACCACCAGAACAAAUCAACAAAUCAACAACAACAUCAACCCAUCAACCCAUCAGACCAUCAUGAGCUCAAUGUUCUUACCAUUCCUAAGAUCACUUCUAAUCACUCCUCAAUCUUCAAAUCCAGAUCCAAUCUUACAUGUAGUACAUCAAACCAUCAGAGAUCAAGAUAGAGGAGGAUUUACUACACCAGAAAGACAACAAGAUCAUUUAUCAUAUCAUGAUACAGGUUUAAGAUCUAUCAAUGGAGCUAAUAUCUUAUUAGAUUCAUUAGCCUUAAAUCCAUUUGCUCAGAAACUGACUCUUAGUCAUAAUCAUUUAGGUGAUCUGGGUUUACAACAUUUAGUGAUCAGAUCGAAUUCGAAUAUUAAAGAACUCAAUUUAGCUAGUAAUCAAAUCACUGAUAUAGGGUUCAAUACUUUAGUUAAUCAUUGGUUAUCUUCUAAUAAUAAUAAUCAAAAUCAAGAUCAAACCAAUUGUGAUUGUGCAACUUCAAUCUCUUUAAAUGAACUUUAUCUUUCAAACAAUCAAAUCAGUCUAUCUCUACAACCUUCACCUUUACUUUAUAUAAACAACUUAUCAGUUCUUUCAUUAACUUCGAAUCCCAUUCAUGGUCCUUCAUUAGUCUCUUUAUUCAGAAACCCAUCCUUCUCACCCAAAGCUUUGAAAACCUUACAUCUUUCAGCUUGUGCUUUAGAUUCGACCGUAGCUUUUGCUUUAUCAGGUUGGUUAGAAGAUUCCAAUCGAUCUGGAAGACUUGAAUGGUUAGCCGUCAAUGGGAAUAAUUGGGGUGUCAUCGGAUGUGAAAGAAUUGUUUGGUCGCUUGCUAAACCUGGUGGAAACAAAAACUUAUUAAGAGUUGAAAUGUUGGCAUGUAAUUUACCUUCUAAUCAAUCGAUUGAUCAAUUUGGAACUCCGAUAGAUCGUCCAACUGAACAAGAAGAACUUGAAACAUUAAAACAAAUGGUCGAAUUUGGAACUGAUCUUGAAAGAGCUCAAGCAAGAACUGAAAUCGAUAAUGACGGAGGUUGGAAACAACUCUUAGAACGAUGUGAGCUACGUAAUCAAGUCUUUAGAUUAGCAGCACGUAGAGCAGCCUUAGGAGUGAUCUCGACAGCUAGGAUCGUCUUACUUUCAAAACCUUCAAGUCUCAAAACGUCAUCCAAGAAUCCCAAUAUCUUUCAUUGGAAUAAGUUACCUGAAGAAAUCCAAUUUCAAAUCUGGCGUUGGGUUGCAUUACUUUCAGCUUUUCCAGAAGAUACCUUAAAUCAAAGUUUAAUCGGCAUUCCUGAUCCAUUAACCACCAAACAAUUAUUAAACGUUUUAAAAUAUUCGUCUAAUAGGAAAACUUUAUUUCAAGAAAUCUCAUGUCGAAAGAAAUUAGAAGUAGAAGUGAAAAAGAAAUCGUCUAUUGGAACAGAAGGUAGAAAUGGACUUAGUGUUUCGAGUCAUCAUAGACAACUGAUCGAAACAAGAAGGUUUGAGGCUGAGAGUGAUAAAACUGGUCAAGAAAUGGUUCUAAAGGCUUGUGAUUGUCAACGAUUUGAAGGUCGGAUUUGA
This is a messenger RNA of Melampsora larici-populina 98AG31, 1605 nucleotides long. RefSeq lists its product as uncharacterized. The transcript has 3 exons. Gene Ontology annotation, molecular function: protein binding. Bases 1 to 1605 code for a protein of 534 amino acids. Lineage: Eukaryota; Fungi; Basidiomycota; Pucciniomycetes; Pucciniales; Melampsoraceae. The record is from RefSeq and is a predicted model, not a curated record.